AUCAUUAAACUUGAUCAUUUGACGUCAAUCUAUACUAUCAUUUCGGACUUACUAGUAUUUAUAUUUCGAGUUAGAUUCAGUGGGCUUGAUUUGCGUAUGGUUGUGAAGAAACUUUUAAAGAAACUAAGCUCAUUUUAAAAAGCAAUAACUUUACAGGAUGUCUACCAUGGAAUCGUUUCUUAUUACAUUUACAUGCUUAACAAUGAUUUUGCAAUCGGUUGCCCAGUCAGUACAACCUAGACAGCCAGGACAGCCGGGACAGCCAGUACAACCAGGACCAAGACAAGCAUUUCCUAUGAACACCAGACAAAAUCAAGGCAGAGUCCAAGCUCAGAACGUGCCUCAAUCGACACUACCUGGUAACCCAGUCAACCAACAGGGAAACAUUCUUCGUCAGGCUGACUCAUGCGUGAUGGAAGUUAUUUCGAUUAGUUCAAAUUGUUUCCAGAAUGCUGGAUACCAGUUACAACUUGUCGAUGCUGUUAUUUCUAACGGAACUAUUACACCACUGCCACCAAACGCCAACCUACUAGAUCUUAGACGCGCCCUCUGCAACAUCCGACCUCAAGUGAUACAGUGCAUUAUUCCCGCCACAUUAAACAAGAGAGGAGCUGGAUCUUGUACAGAUCCUCUGGAAUUUAACUUUGCAGAAAACCAGGUUGUACGAAGAUUGUCCUCCCUUCAGGAUAUGUGUGGAGCAGGUACAUCUAAUACUAACUCAGGUAAUUUACCAACAUCAAGACCAUGUAUCCAAACAGCCAAUAGAGACUUACAAGGUUGCUAUGGGAAAAUUGGAUUGACAGCAGAUAUGUUUAUUUCUAAUGAAACUGAAAUUAAAGGUGCUAUUAUCGGAAAGGAUAACCCAGCUGCAUCGAAAUUUUGCGGACUUCGUGGUAAACUGUUUGGAUGUAUGAGAGACGUUUUGGAUAACUGCGCAGGCGCUGCCGAGUACCUGUUGUUGACCGGAUACGACCAUUCUUCCAUGGAAGCCAGCAUUGAGGUUCUCUGUGAUGAUAUAGAAGUAUAUAUUGAUGGUCUCCAAUGUUUCCAAGAGGCAACCACGGAUGUGAAAAAUUGCAUGGAUAAAAUGUCGUCUGGAAUGAUUGAUUUGGCAGCAAGACAAAUCGAGUUUGGAAUGAACCAAACAGCAUUUUUUAAAGAAUAUUGCACCAUUCGGGUUAGCCAUCUCCAGUGCGAUAUGGGUGCAUGGACAAGAAAAUGUUCUCCUGCCAGUGUCGGGCUCAAAAAUGAGUACGAGUGUCGUCUACUUCCAAAAACUUGUCAGAAUGACCAAUCACUACAGAAAACAUUGGCAAAUGAAGCCUGCAGCAUUGACAAUUUCGCGCGUAAACUCAGACAAGUAUCAAGUGCACCAUUCACAAGAGCAACAACAUUUACUAUCAGUAUAACCACGCUAAUCCUGUCGGCCAUUUUUAUGUUGUAAAAUGUUAUCACUAAAACUGUGUCUUUCAUCGUUUGUUAUGAAAAGUGCUUUUGUGCAUAUAAUGUAUAAUAGAUAUAUUUUUUUUACCUUUUGUACAGCUGUAAACAAAAUAAAUUGUAAAGAUUAUAGAAAUCCUGUAUAUGUAAAUUGUGUAGAAUUGUUUCUUAAUGAGGUAUAUUCUGAACAAUCUGACCUCCAAUUUAGUUAUAAUAAUGAAGCACAUGAAAUGUAUAUAUUCUAAACAAAGCACAAUUAUCGCCAGUAAGUAUGCAAUACAAAGAUAAGAUCAUGAUUUUUUAAAAAUUGUCUUUUUAUCAAAUAAAAAAAAAAUGUUUAUAUUUUACGGUAAAUGAUGUGGCGGGAUACUUUAUUUUACAAACGAAAUGUAUGAAAGAAAUGAAUUUUAAACUAGAUUAAAUAAGAAGUUCUACAAAAAGAGUGUAAAAAAGUAAAUUUGAAAUGUAUAAUAGCAUUAGUUUUGACAACAAUAACAUAUAAAAACACAGUUUGCAGCAUAUUGCUUAUGAUAGAGCCAAGGAUGUUGCAAUUAAUAUCAACAUUGCAAAUUUAGAGUUCAAUAUCUUUUUGUUGAAACCCUUUCUCUCAAGCAUAAUAUUUUAAUAAAAUUCAAUAUGAUGUC
This is a messenger RNA of Mytilus trossulus (common blue mussel), 2084 nucleotides long. RefSeq lists its product as uncharacterized. The coding region runs from base 158 to 1444 and encodes 428 amino acids. The transcript has 7 exons. The record is from RefSeq and is a predicted model, not a curated record. NCBI's taxonomy places the organism in Eukaryota, Metazoa, Mollusca, Bivalvia, Mytilida, Mytilidae.